This is a messenger RNA of Psylliodes chrysocephalus, 909 nucleotides long. Lineage: Eukaryota; Metazoa; Arthropoda; Insecta; Coleoptera; Chrysomelidae. The record is from the annotation of a GenBank genome assembly.
AUGGCCCGGGUGGCAAAAGUUGCCAUUCAUAAAAUUUCCAAACAAAGUAAAAUAAGCGCAAAAACUCCUACCAGGAAAACCACCCUUUGUCCUAUCUUUGAAACCCUUGCCGAGAUGUCCCAGCUGAGACUUCCCACGAAUGCGGAUGCCAUCCUACACUACCUGUUUGUCAGGAAUGAGAAAAAAGGCAUCAUGGCAGGCAAAGAUCCACCAGCUUCAAUAAUAGCAACAGAAACUGCAAACACUAUAGUGGGCAUCUGGAAGAAGUCAUCAGUUCCAACAAUUACAUUUAAAAAACAAUCUGAAAACUACACAAAGAAACUCAAAGAAUUAAAACUUAGCUGGGAGGAAACUCUCUUUGAUAUUGCUAGUUGUAAAUGUAAAGACCUCAACGAUUGCUAUUGUUCCAAAGCAAAGAAAAUUCCAGCACAAGAAAGAGAAUUUGUAAUAGAUCAGCGAACUACCAGAAGCCUGGUCAUAGGAUCAAUUGAUGUAGCAUCCUCAAGAAAAACAGGUGAAAAUAUAGCUAAGCGACUUAAAGAAGUGGAGGCCGUAUGGAAUAAAAUAAGAGUUAAUGAAGAUGAAAUCCAAAAGUUGAAGAUUCCAGAGCACGUUUACUUUGAAAAUGCGUACUUCAUACAAUUACAAAAGAAAUAUGAAGAAACCAAAGACUACCUGGUAAAAUACCAAAAAUUUAAAGAGGAAAGUAAAUCAGAGACAAUAAGAAAGUUAAAUCUUGAGGACACUGAUCAAGAAACGAGAUUGAAAAAACAAAAAUGGAAAUGUGACCAAUUAAACAGACUCAUUCAAAAAAUAUACAAAGAAAUUGAUGAAAAUAAGAUCAACUCCAAAGAUCAGUGGCUCACAAACACAGCAGAAAAGACAUGGGAGUAUUUGGGAAUUACAUGA